UUAAACAUAUUGUAAUUAUCUGUUAAUCCACAACAAUUAAAUUUAAAAAAAAAAAAGACUGAUCUUUGAUCUGAUAAUGCAGCAACUACCUAGAAACUUCAUGUCCCUCUUUACAUGUGACAAAACCUUGAGUUUCAUGCCAAUCAACACUAAAAUACGUCCAAUUUAUUACAAAAAUAAUAUUUCUUUUCCGACAUCCUUCAACACACAAUUAACCCAAAACUAUUAUAAUAAUAUAAUUAUUCCUUAAUUAAUAUUUUUUUUAUAAAUUAAAUAAAUAAAAACCCUAGUUGAGGAAGCAUCAAUGUCUCUACGUGUGGUUUGUCAUUUUCUUACAUAUACAUUGUUUCUUCUCUCCUACAAAUAUAUGUGACUUUCCUCUCUCACUCUAAACAUAAAUCUUUUCCUCUCUCUACCAAAUUAUUAUCAUCAACUUUUUUUUUUUUUUUCAAAUUUCAAGAAACCAAACAUGGCCUUAACAUUUUUUCAAGAAUCUGCGAAACUCGAAAACCGGCCGAUGAUGCUGAAAGAUUAUCUCAUCAGAGAUGAUUGUGACCACAACUCAUGUUCAUCGUCGUCGUCGUCGAGUAAUGGCGGCUUCCAAAUGUACCCUAGGAGGAAACCAUGCAAGUCAACGGCGGCGGCGGUUCCUUCGAAAAAGUCAACCAACAAACCCGGCCACAUCGUACUACUCAGAAGCUGGUCGAGAAAAGCCGCCGCCGCCACCAGAACCUCCGCCGCCAUCCACAAGGUGAUCAACGUUGUCAAGCUCUUCCACUUCGCCUCCGCGAAAUCUCCGUUGCUCUUACCUAGAAAAAUGAGCAAGAAGAGCAAGGAAGACAAAAACGGCGCCGUUUUGGGAGAUGUGACGCCGGAGGUCAAAGUCAAAGUCAAAGUCAAGGACAUUCUGCGGUGGAGAUCGUUCAGGGAUGUGGCGGAGGAGGAUAACUCUUCGCCAUGGGAUUUCCCUUCAUCUCCUAGCCGGAGCACCACCACCGCCACCGCCACCGCCACCACCACCACCACUUCAAGCAGCAAGAGGUCUAGCUGGUGCGACAGUGAUUUUACUGCGGAGGAAUCACAGCUGUGGGGCGGUGAAAAUGGGGAGUGUUUGGGUAAAAAAUGUUUUACUGCUGGUUUUACAACUACAACAUUGACGAGUCCCAAGGUCGGGGAUUUUUCAAUUGAAGAAUACGAGCAGAAAAGCCCGAUUUCAGUUCUCGAUUCUCCAUUUCAAGAAGUCGAAGAAUACAAGGAGUUAAUAAACAAAAGCCAAGACAACAAUGAACAAGUCAUGCUAUUGGAUUUUUUCAUGCAUGAGAUCUCAAACCUAGAUUACCAUGGUAAUUAUUUGAAUCAUGACAAUGUGAAAUUUAAUUACGACGAGGUUUUGAGGGUUGCAAAAUCAUGGGUAAAUGGAGAAACAUGCGACGAGUCAUACGAUUGGGAUAAUACGGAAGACAAGAGAGAGUCCUAUGUUAAGGAUAUCGAAAAAGGAGUGUGUUGGAAGAAUUUCACACAAGAUCGAGAAAUCGUGUCUAGUGAAUUGGAAAUCGAGAUUUGGGAAGAGUUAGUAUACGAGCUUAUAAUCGAUUUUUCUAAUUAAUUAUCGAAAACGGACACUUGUAUAUCAAUGGCGGAUCGAGCAUAUAUUCUUACAACAAUUUUAGUGUAUAUUUAAUUUUGUACAAACAAAAUUAUAUGGGCCGCAUAUUAGAUGAUCAAGAAAGGCCUUUCGGUUGAUUUUGGCCCAUGUAGAUCCGGGUUGGCCCAUAUCUAAUACUUGACAGCCCAUUAAUGCUAAAUGGGUCAAAUGUUAAGUGUAAUAUAUACAAGUCUACAAUUUAAUUUUCAACUCAUUUUAGCCUAAGUAUUCACGCGAAACUCGACUACUUUCAUCCGUUUCAAAUUAAGUAUCGUUUCAGAGAAUUUUAGUGUUUUUUUUAUUAUUUUUUAAUUUAAAAUUAUAAUGAUUAUAUUUUAAAAUUUUCACAUUGGAACCAAUCAAAAUUCUUGAUUUUUCACCUAUUUGGACAAAAUAAUCCCACGUGCAAAAUUAUGCACAUUUCACUUGUCCCUCCACAAAUUAGUAAUUACAGCUUAUUUAGAAAUUAUAUUUUAAAAAAAUUAAAAUUAAUAUUAAAAGAGAGGGAACUGUAGUACAAAGUACAACCCCAUGCCUCCAUUUAAGCUAGCCACCUGCCUUGUCCACUAAAUUGUGCCGCAAUCAAGAAGUAAUUACUAAUUAUUUACCUAGUUUUUUUUCUUAAAUUCAAUUUAUGAUUUCUUAUUAUUCAAAAUAUAGAGUUUAUUUAGGAAAAAUAAUAAAAUAUAUACCCAUUUAAAAAAUUAUGACAAAAUUGGUGUUAAUUAGAGAAUUUAU
Molecule: messenger RNA, 2383 nt
Organism: Erythranthe guttata (spotted monkey flower)
Lineage: Eukaryota; Viridiplantae; Streptophyta; Magnoliopsida; Lamiales; Phrymaceae
Source: RefSeq, a predicted model, not a curated record